UUGAGGCUCGCAGAUGCAGGAUUCUGCAGAGAGAAGCUGUUCGAUCGCAAGCCCCCGGCUGCAAGGAAAGGUGGCAAAGGUGGAAACUGGAAGAAGAACAAGCGAUAGAUGAGUAGGAGGUAUGACUUUGAGAAGCAUUGCCCUCGGUGAACGCUACCUCUCAUGUCCGGAUUGGCCCAAGAGGCGCACGUCUGCCUGGCAAUUUCUUUGGGAAAGCGCGUUCACCCACUUCCUGCCUCCGGCGUUUCCCAUUUUGCAUAUUUGCCAAUCGUUCUACCCUGCUCCCGCUCCUCUUCAACCUCAUCGACGCUCGGAUCCUCCAUUGCGCAUUUCAUUACCCUUAGUGCCAAUUUACUUUCAAAGCAUUGCCAAGAUGUCGGAUCUCUGUUAUAACUGCCAUCAGAGUAUGUCGCCCCAGAUUUUCGGAUCAAGCUAUGAAUCUAGACUGACACUUUUAGUUCAUCUGCCUCGCGUUUGCCAGCAGGCUCUUGAAGAAUGCUUGAACUGCGGUGCCCUCGGUCACACUUGGAACUUCUGCCACCUGGGUGCUCACAGAUUGCAGCCUGACUAUAAGUACUUCGCUCUCUGCCACAACUGUCAGAAAUGGCACCUUCCCUUGCCUUGUCAGGAACCUCUGGUCAAGUGUGGUGGCUGCGAACAGCUCGGCCAUCGACGUGAAUACUGCGCUCUUGAUCCAAGCCCCAGCGAGCUGUUUACAACCAGCAUGAGUGCCUUCAUCUCACACAGUCUCACAUCCGGUAACAGUCAAUGGAUCAUGCACAACGCUGCUCUGGCGAACGAGAUCUACAACAUCAAAAUGGGAGCAGUCAUGGACACGCUUCAACUUGCUGCCAACAGAGCCAAUGGUGAAGAGGUUCGCCGCUACCUGUCCAAUGCCUACCGCGGCACGCUGCACCCUUCCGGUACCCACGGCCUUACUUCAGCAAGACUUUCUGCAUCAAGCCAGCCACCCGCUCCUGCUACUGCCAACACCGAGAGCCAGAGCCUACCUCUGCCACGCCCAAGCAUUCCUCCACAGUACCAUGACCCAGACCAUACCCUCGCUCCCAUCCAGCUUCACAAUGUCAACACCCCCCAGCCAAGUAGCUCAGAAAGCUCUGCUCAAAGUGCGGAACCUGCCCCUGUUACUCGUGCCUCAGGUAUCCAAACCAACCACGCCUACGAUGGUAUCUUCAGCUUUCGGACCUACGAGGAGAACGCUGCUGACGAAAGGCAAGUCGGAACUCAGAACGAUAGUUCAGGUGACGGAAGCAUCACACCAAGAAGCUCUCCUUGCGAUGCUCGCGCCAACUCGAUGGAGCCCGAGCACGAGUUCUAUGAGGGGGGUAUGUAUUAGCCGCUGAGGUCAUGAUGUUGCAGCCGCUCAGAGAGUCGGUCUAUGGAUGCAAGGGUUAUCACGGGAAACAAUGCAUGGCUUGACACAACAUAGCUAGAGUACGUCACAUUGCUGAAUCGCAAAAUAAGAAUGUGUGUGUUUUGAUCCGUGGCUCUGGGACUGAUGUGCCGUAACCUUGCUCCAAUGCGUGCUUGUCGUGCUUGCAAUUUCUGGUUUGGGUUUAGGGGCCUCAC
Messenger RNA from Aureobasidium pullulans EXF-150, 1590 nucleotides. RefSeq lists its product as uncharacterized. Bases 122 to 1357 code for a protein of 411 amino acids. NCBI's taxonomy places the organism in Eukaryota, Fungi, Ascomycota, Dothideomycetes, Dothideales, Saccotheciaceae. The transcript has 3 exons. The record is from RefSeq and is a predicted model, not a curated record.